This is a messenger RNA of Penicillium mononematosum, 1452 nucleotides long. RefSeq names its product putative extracellular endoglucanase/cellulase (gene egl3). Lineage: Eukaryota; Fungi; Ascomycota; Eurotiomycetes; Eurotiales; Aspergillaceae. The record is from RefSeq and is a predicted model, not a curated record. Gene Ontology annotation, cellular component: extracellular region. Gene Ontology annotation, molecular function: hydrolase activity, hydrolyzing O-glycosyl compounds; cellulose binding. Gene Ontology annotation, biological process: glucan catabolic process. The coding region runs from base 1 to 1452 and encodes 483 amino acids. The transcript is spliced from 4 exons.
AUGAAGUUCACAAACAUUGUUCUGGCUGCCAGCGCCGCCACCGUGGCCUGCGCAUACCCCCGAGGAAGGGACACUGUCCCUAACAAGCAGAGCGCUGAUAUUAAGAAGCGUGCAAAUGGAUUCACCUGGCUCGGUGUGAGCGAAUCCGGUGCCGAAUUCGGCGAGGGCAACAUUCCCGGUACUCUGGAAAAAGACUACACCUGGCCCAAGACUUCCCAGAUUCAGAUCCUCAGGGAUGCGGGCAUGAACAUCUUCCGUGUGCCCUUCUUGAUGGAGCGCCUGGUGCCAACCACCAUGACCGGCACCCCGGAUGCCACUUACCUGGCCGCCCUUAAGUCUACUGUCAAGUUCAUUACCGACAGCGGUGCCUAUGCCGUCCUUGAUCCCCACAACUACGGAAGAUAUGCUGGCAACAUCAUCAGCUCGACCUCCGAUUUCAAGGCCUUCUGGAAGACCGUUGCUACUGAGUUCGCCACCAACGAGAAGGUCAUCUUCGACACCAACAACGAGUACCACGGCCUCGACCAGACCCUCGUCUUGGACCUGAACCAGGCCGCCAUUAACGCUAUCCGUGCCGCUGGCGCCACCAGCCAGUACAUCUUCGUCGAAGGCAACGCCUGGAGCGGUGCCUGGUCCUGGACCGACAACAACGACAACCUGAAGGCCCUUACCGACUCCGAGGACAAGAUCGUCUACGAGAUGCACCAGUACCUGGACGGCGACAGCUCCGGCACCUCUGAGACCUGCGUCAGCAGCACCAUCGGCAAGGAGCGUCUCCAGUCCGCCACCGCCUGGUUGCAGGAAAACAACAAGAAGGGCUUCAUCGGCGAGUUCGCAGGUGGCGUCAACAGCGACUGCCAGGCUGCCGUCGACGGCAUGCUCUCCUACAUGACCGAGAACAGCGACGUCUGGAUGGGCGCCGAGUGGUGGUCCGCCGGUCCCUGGUGGGGAUCUUACAUGUACAGCUUGGAGCCAAGUGACGGCCCUGCUUACUCGACCUACCUUCCCAUCCUCGAGAAAUACUUCGUCGACGGCACUGCCUCGGCCCCGGCUUCAUCUUCUUCCUCCGCCCCCACCUCUACCAAGUCUGCUGCCCAGACAUCGACCACCACCGCUGCUAUCGACGUCACCAGCACCCCCAGCAGCAACGUCCAGGCCCCUAGCUCCGUGGUUGAGCCGUCCAGCUCGGCCUCCGCUCCCGCCCAGACUUCCGCCCCUGUCGCUCCUGUUGUCCCUACUACCACCACUGUCACCCCUACUACCCUCGUCAGCGCCACCUCCACUUCCACUGCCAAGCCCAAUGCUCAGGUACCUACCAACAGCCCCUCUACUGGAAAUGUUGCUAAGCACUACUACCAGUGCGGUGGUAUCAACUGGACUGGCCCCACUGUCUGUGAGACUGGCACCACCUGCGUCAAGCAGAACCCUUACUACUACCAGUGCGUUGCUUAA